GAGCAGCCCUCUCUGUGAGCCAAUGGCUGAACGAUUUGGUCCCAACGCCCAGUUUUGGGGAUUAUUUCAUGGGCAAGAAUUCGCGGGACUUUCCUCUCAAAGAGAUUUGUUCUGGAUGAAAACUAGAGACUGGACCCCCGAGCUUGUUGGUGUCUUCCUGUCUGCACUGUAGAAGUUCUCAGGAUGGACUCGUACCUGAUCCAAGUGAAUGGCCGUGGAGACCACACCCCUAUGCGAGAUGUUCAUCUCAAGAGCACUGGGAACACCAUAUCACCUGGGAAGGCAAAGGGCCGGAAGCCAAGAUGGGCUGUCAGGGCUUCUGAAAUGUCAAAGAAGACUUUCAAUCCUGUCCGAGCCAUCGUAGACACCAUGAAGGUGGAACCCAACCCAAAGAAAUCUAUGAUCUCCUUGUCCUUAGGAGACCCAACAGUCUUUGGAAACCUUCCCACAAAUGAUGAGGUCACACGGGCUGUGAAGGAGGUUUUGGACUCAGGACGGUGGAAUGGUUACGCUCCAUCUGUCGGCUACCAGUCCUGUCGGGAAGCUGUGGCUGCAUACUACAACUGCCCAGAGGCACCACUGAAGGCCCAGGAUGUCAUCCUAACAAGUGGCUGCAGCCAGGCCAUAGAGCUUGCCUUGGCAGUACUGGCCAACCCAGGCCAGAACAUCCUGGUGCCACGGCCUGGCUUCUCCCUUUACAAGACUCUGGCAUUGUCUAUGGGGAUUGAGGUCAAACUUUACAACCUCUUGCCAGAGAAGGCCUGGGAAAUUGAUUUGGAGCACUUGGAGUCUCUGGUGGAUGAGAAAACAGCUUGCCUCAUUAUGAACAACCCAUCGAACCCCUGUGGCUCUGUGUUCAGCAAGAGCCAUCUCCAGGAGAUCCUGGCAGUGGCAUCAAGACAGUGCGUACCCAUCCUUGCUGACGAGAUCUACGGAGACAUGGUGUUUGCUGAUUGCAAGUUUGAACCCAUUGCAACUCUCAGCACCAAUGUGCCAAUCUUGUCCUGUGGUGGCUUGGCAAAGCGGUGGCUAGUCCCUGGCUGGAGGAUGGGCUGGAUCCUAAUUCAUGACAGGAGAGACAUCUUUGGUAAUGAGAUCAGGGAUGGCCUUGUAAGACUGAGUCAGAGGAUCCUAGGACCCUGUACACUUGUCCAAGGAGCACUGGAGCGCAUCUUGCGCCGAACACCACCUGAGUUCUACCACAACACCCUAAGCAUCCUCAAGUCCAAUGCUGACCUUUGUUAUGCUGCCUUAUCAGCUAUCCCUGGCCUUCAGCCUGUCCGGCCCUCUGGAGCCAUGUACCUCAUGGUCGAGAUUGAGAUGGAGCAUUUCCCGGAGUUUGAAAAUGAUGUGGAGUUCACGGAGCGACUCAUCUCAGAGCAGUCUGUGUUCUGCCUGCCAGCCUCGUGCUUUGAGUACCCAAACUUCUUCCGAGUGGUGAUCACCAUGCCUGAGGAGAUGAUCUUGGAGGCCUGCAGUCGCAUUCAGGAGUUCUGUGAGAUGCACUACCAGGGUGCUGAGGGAGCCCAGGAUCUGGAGUGCGACAAGUAGCCACAGCUGGCCUCCUGCCUCUGUCCGGCUAGACCUUGUGCGAGGCAGCAGCCAGGCAGGCAAGGCUGCUUCCAGCCAGCCCCACAUCCCCCUGCCUGCAAGCAGCCACUGUCUUGCUGCAUCAAUUUUUGUGCUCCAGAGAGCCUCAGCACUAUGGGAAGAAGAUGCCACUUCCUCUCCUCCUCCACUACAGCCUGCACACCCUCUUGCAUCCAGUCCCCCUGGUCUCCAUAUAGUCAGCAUCUGCACCCUGUGGUGGUCUAUGCUGCCUGUGAACCAGCUGCAGGCAGAGGCAGAAGGCUGUUCCUGGGCCAGCCCCUGUGGCAAAGGCCCCACUGGCCUGUGGCUCCUGUGCUGGCCAUACUUACCCUCAGGCCACUGUCUCAGAGGAUAAGAGAAAAGUACCCACCUCUCAGUUACUUGUGUUACCUUAGGAGGCCAGAGCUCUUUAUACUAAGCCCUUUGUGUGACAAAGGGAGUAAGUUAUUGUAACUUUUUUUAUUAAUAAAGAUUCUGACAUGUCAA
Pseudopipra pipra is the source of this 2076-nucleotide messenger RNA. RefSeq names its product tyrosine aminotransferase (gene TAT). NCBI's taxonomy places the organism in Eukaryota, Metazoa, Chordata, Aves, Passeriformes, Pipridae. The record is from RefSeq and is a predicted model, not a curated record. The transcript has 12 exons. Gene Ontology annotation, molecular function: pyridoxal phosphate binding; L-tyrosine:2-oxoglutarate transaminase activity. Gene Ontology annotation, biological process: L-phenylalanine catabolic process; L-tyrosine catabolic process; biosynthetic process. Bases 184 to 1551 code for a protein of 455 amino acids.